UGUUUGUUGUUGAGCUAUUUGAACAUGCCUUAUUAUCACGAAUCUCAAGAAUCGGGACCUGAUUCUAAAGUUGUCACAAUGUUACAAAAUAUCUUGAAAACCGAGAUCACGCUACUCAUCGAAAGCAGUUCGCCAUCAUUGCCCAUUGAAGAGAAAUCAUUUGACCAAUAUAUAAUUAAUGUUGAAGAAAUCAUUUUUGCUGGUAGUUAUUCUAUGAUUUACCUUGCAAAUCAUUGUGAUCAUUAUCAUUAUCCAUUAAUGGCUAGAAUAUUCGAACCGGCUUCUCAAAUUGAUCCACAUAAAUGUAAAUUUCUACGAUUAUUAAAACAUUUAGGUAAACGUAACCCAUGGCUAAUAUCUACAUGGGGUAUUUACUAUGAUACAAAUCAUCGUAUUGCCUUGUUUCAAGAGUUUGCCAUUCAUGGAAACUUGUUGGAAUAUGUUCGUAGUAGUAAUCUUUAUGUACCAGAAUUACAAUUGAUCGGAUGGGCACAAAAUAUUUACAAUGGAAUGGAUUUUUUGGGGUCGAUUGGAUUGUGUCAUCGAAGUAUUUCUCCAAAACAUAUUUUAUUAACAGGAGAUCCAGAUGGUGAUAAAAUCAUCGCUAAAUUGGGUAGUUUUCGCGAUACAAUUAUUUAUCAUGAUAUUCAAACACAAACUACUUUACAUCAACGUUGUCGACCAUUGUGCAGGCGAUUCGAAGCAAAUUUUCAUGCACCUGAAACUUAUGGAACCGACAGUGAAGAAUUCAAUCCAAUUUCAGCUGAUGUUUGGUCAUAUGGAGCGACAUUAUUCUAUGCAGGUACAAGAACUUACCCAUACAAUUACAAAAGACCAUCCAAAGAACUAGAUUCAGAGAUAAGGACAAUGAUACAAUCGAGAAUAAAUUUAUCCGCCGAAGCUAAACAAUGGUUUUAUGGCUUGUUACGCACUGAUGUAACCAAACGAACACCAUUUGAUCGAAUCGAAAAGGACAAAUGGUUUCGAAUUCAGGUUGAAUAAAUUAAA
Dermatophagoides farinae (American house dust mite) is the source of this 1008-nucleotide messenger RNA. RefSeq lists its product as uncharacterized. Gene Ontology annotation, biological process: peptidyl-serine phosphorylation; regulation of autophagy. Gene Ontology annotation, molecular function: protein serine/threonine kinase activity; ATP binding. The record is from RefSeq and is a predicted model, not a curated record. NCBI's taxonomy places the organism in Eukaryota, Metazoa, Arthropoda, Arachnida, Sarcoptiformes, Pyroglyphidae. Gene Ontology annotation, cellular component: cytoplasm.